Molecule: messenger RNA, 222 nt
Organism: Saccharomyces cerevisiae S288C
Lineage: Eukaryota; Fungi; Ascomycota; Saccharomycetes; Saccharomycetales; Saccharomycetaceae
Gene: YGR035W-A
Exons: 1
Coding region: 1-222 (73 amino acids)
Source: RefSeq, marked reviewed
AUGUUGCUAUAUUUAUAUAUUUUAUAUAUUGCCCUCAAAACUGUAUCUCAUCUUUUUUUCUGCAAUCCUUGCUUUCGUAAUCUAAGUGUGGGUGACAUGCUAAAUCCGCGGCUUUCCUUAAGCUUUUUCACAAACCAUCUAUUAUGUCCAGAAGCUCCGCUGAUUAUCCGUGGAAAAGGGUCUUAUUCUGCCGUAGGAAACUUCUUCUCGAGAAAAAAGUGA